Molecule: messenger RNA, 4665 nt
Organism: Ictidomys tridecemlineatus (thirteen-lined ground squirrel)
Lineage: Eukaryota; Metazoa; Chordata; Mammalia; Rodentia; Sciuridae
Gene: Prickle1
Product: prickle planar cell polarity protein 1
Molecular function (GO): zinc ion binding
Source: RefSeq, a predicted model, not a curated record
AGCUCUGCGCCACGACCCCAGGGGUGCGGCCGGCAACGACUUAGUGGGGACCCUACGCUGGCUACCUUGCUUCUCAGUCUCUGCUCUGCUAGGGUCUCUUCCGGAAAUGGGUGGGCCAGGGUGACGUGGGGGACAUCCAAACCUUUUUCUUUCCUCCGGGAGCUAACCGCGCCGGGCAGCCAGCCGCAGAGCAGUGAGCGGCGGGAGUGCGCGCCGCGGGGCUUGGCAGGUUCGUGGGCCGCGACGAGGGCUGCAGGCCGUGCUCGGCUCGUCUGCCCGAGACUGCAGGAGCCAUUAUUGGAUGUCCUUUGACUGAGAGAUCAGGUUUUUAACUUUAUUAUUAUGCCUUUGGAGAUGGAGUCCAAAAUGAGCAAACUGGCUUUCGGUUGUCAGAGAAGUUCCACCUCAGAUGACGAUUCUGGCUGUGCACUGGAGGAGUAUGCCUGGGUGCCCCCAGGCCUCAGACCAGAGCAGAUCCAGCUCUAUUUUGCGUGCUUGCCAGAGGAAAAGGUUCCUUAUGUUAACAGCCCUGGAGAGAAACAUCGGAUUAAACAGCUUUUGUACCAGUUGCCACCACAUGAUAAUGAGGUGCGGUACUGCCAAUCUUUGAGUGAAGAGGAGAAAAAAGAAUUGCAGGUGUUCAGUGCUCAGCGGAAGAAAGAAGCACUUGGAAGAGGAACGAUUAAGCUUUUGUCCAGAGCAGUGAUGCAUGCCGUAUGUGAGCAGUGUGGGUUGAAGAUAAACGGAGGGGAAGUUGCAGUGUUUGCCUCCCGUGCGGGCCCUGGAGUGUGCUGGCACCCAUCCUGCUUUGUCUGCUUCACGUGUAAUGAGCUGCUGGUCGACCUCAUCUAUUUUUAUCAGGAUGGAAAAAUUCACUGUGGCAGGCACCAUGCGGAGCUACUCAAACCACGGUGCUCAGCAUGUGAUGAGAUCAUUUUUGCUGAUGAGUGCACAGAAGCAGAGGGUCGCCAUUGGCACAUGAAGCACUUCUGCUGCCUCGAGUGUGAAACGAUCCUGGGAGGACAGAGGUACAUCAUGAAGGAUGGCCGCCCCUUCUGCUGUGGCUGUUUUGAGUCUCUCUAUGCAGAGUACUGUGAAACCUGCGGGGAACAUAUUGGUGUUGACCAUGCGCAGAUGACCUAUGAUGGGCAGCACUGGCAUGCCACAGAAGCAUGCUUUUCCUGUGCCCAGUGUAAGGCCUCUCUGUUGGGAUGCCCCUUCCUUCCCAAACAAGGUCAGAUUUAUUGCUCAAAAACCUGCAGCCUCGGUGAAGAUGUCCAUGCUUCUGAUUCUUCUGACUCUGCGUUCCAAUCAGCCCGAUCGAGAGACUCCAGAAGAAGUGUCCGAAUGGGUAAAAGCAGUCGGUCAGCGGAUCAGUGCAGACAGUCUCUCCUCUUGUCCCCUGCUCUGAACUACAAGUUCCCUGGUCUUUCCGGCAAUGCUGAUGAUACCCUUUCCCGGAAGCUAGAUGAUCUGAGUCUCUCCAGGCAAGGAGCAAAUUUUGCCAAUGAAGAAUUUUGGAAAGGGAGAGUAGAGCAUGAAACCCCUGAAGACCCUGAAGAAUGGGCUGAGCAUGAAGAUUACAUGACCCAGCUCCUCCUCAAGUUUGGUGAUAAAAGCCUCUUUCAGCAGCAACCCAGUGAGAUGGAUAUUAGAGCCAGUGAGCACUGGAUAUCUGAUAACAUGGUGAAAAACAAGACCGAGUUAAAGACUCAGAAUCAUCAGAGUCUUGCCAGUAAAAAAUACCAGUCUGAUAUGUAUUGGGCCCAGUCACAAGAUGGACUGGGCGAUUCUGCUUAUGGUAGCCACCCAGGCCCUGCAAGCAGUAGGAGGCUCCAGGAACUGGACCUGGACCACGGUGCUUCAGGAUAUAAUCAUGACCAAACGCAGUGGUAUGAAGAUUCCCUGGAGUGUUUGUCAGACUUGAAACCAGAGCAAAGUGUUCGGGAUUCUAUGGAUUCUUUGGCUUUGUCUAAUAUCACAGGGGCUUCAGUGGAUGGAGAAAGCAAGCCUAGGCCAUCACUAUAUUCUCUACAAAACUUCGAGGAGAUAGAGGCAGAAGACUGUGAGAAAAUGAGCAAUAUGGGAACUCUGAACUCUUCCAUGCUACAUAGGAGUGCAGAGUCCUUAAAAAGUCUGAGUUCAGAGUUGUGUCCAGAAAAAAUCAUGCCUGAAGAGAAGCCAGUACAUCUGCCAGUGCUCCGAAGAUCCAAGUCUCAAUCCAGACCACAGCAGGUCAAGUUUUCGGAUGAUGUCAUCGACAAUGGAAGCUAUGACAACAUUGAAAUUCGGCAGCCUCCAAUGAGUGAGAGGACUCGGAGGCGGGUUUACCAUUUUGAAGAGAGGGGAUCUAGGUCCCACCACCAUCGCCGCAGGAGAAGUAGAAAAUCCCGCUCUGAUAAUGCCCUGAAUCUUGUCACAGAAAGAAAAUAUUCUCCCAAAGACAGACUGCGGCUUUACACUCCUGAUAACUAUGAGAAAUUUAUACAGAAUAAAAGUGCCCGGGAGAUCCAAGCAUACAUCCAGAAUGCUGAUCUCUAUGGACAGUAUGCCCAUGCCACAUCUGAUUACGCACUGCAGAACCCAGGAAUGAACAGGUUUCUGGGGCUCUAUGGUGAAGAUGAUGAUUCCUGGUGUUCCUCCUCCACUUCCUCCUCUGACUCAGAAGAAGAAGGGUAUUUUCUUGGACAACCAAUUCCUCAACCCCGGCCACAGAGAUUUGCCUACUACACAGAUGACCUUUCUAGUCCAACUUCUGCACUUCCUACCCCUCAGUUUGGUCAGAGGACAACUAAAUCCAAGAAGAAAAAGGGACACAAGGGCAAAAAUUGUAUCAUUUCUUAACUGAGUAGCUGUGGAGAUCAAUUGUUUAAAACUUAGCCAUUAACCUUUGGAAUCUUAUCUUUUUUCUUCCAUAGGAAAGUUGCUAAAAUAGUUUAAAGUGCUUUCUUCUCCCAUGUAAAUGAGAACCCUACUGCUGUUUACAGUGUCAGAUUAACAGUUGAAAGGUGUGAUUUCUCCAGUUUACCCUCCUUGGAUGGUGCCAGGUUAACGUGACAUGUGACAUCGGUGCCUGUAGCAGGUGCAUUACACUUUCAAAUAGCUGCUUUGGUCUCCAAUCCACAAGAGAAUACUCAAACUCUCGAGAGGUGACUGGACCGGGGUGUCCAUUUAGAAGAUGGAGAACUCCAGCCACCUUUGUAAAGCAAUAGUGUUUGUCUUUAUGUACGUCAGGUUGGCUCAGGUCCUGACCAGUCUGUCUUGUUGUGAGGCAUGCACUUGUCACAGUGACCUAGCUAAUACUGUGCAUCCUAUUGUGUGAGGCCAACUUGUCCCCUUUCAGCCCUUAUUAGCCAGGUAAACAUUGUAUUGUAUUAGCUCCAGCUCCAGAUUGAAAAAGAAAAUUGCUAUUUAUAAUGUAGUAUUUCAUAGACGUAAGUGUAUUCCUAAUUUAACGGUGCAAAUAUUAAUGUAUAUACUGUACAGUUCAGAUUUUAAAGCUGAUAUUUUUAUAUCCCUGAAUUGCAAGAUGUUUGUUACACUGCAGUGCUAGAUUUAUUAGGGAACCAGAAAUAGCAUUUAUGGAUGAAAUGAUUGCUUGUAUUUUAGUCAGGGUUUAUAAGUUUUAGAUGGUUAAAUUUAUAUUGCCUAGUGAUGGAAAGUUUAAUUUUUUUGAUUUUCAAUAUUAAAAAGGCUCUGUAUGCAUGGUGGGGCUAUGUAAAUACUCUUUAAAACUAUGGCCCUAUUAAUCUUACGAGUGUUAUUUAUGGGUCAAGCAAUGUAAACUGUAUAAAUGUAUAAACAAACAAAAACCCACACAUACCCCUGGAAUAUAUGGUAAAAACAAGUAGAUGCUGUCUGGGUGAAUGUUUUUCCCUGGGGGUCAGGUAGGGUGUCUUUCCCAUUCUUGGCAAGGUGAUGAUUAUCUCAUGAGAAGAGUCUAGAACUACAAGGAUCUGCUUUUUCUGGAAGAGGUCUUUGUAGAUUUGUUAUUUGAAGAGAGGUGACUCCUUUUUUUCUUCCCCUCCAGCUAACUUGUUGGCCUUUGAAAGCAAUUUUGAAAACUGGGACUUCUAGUUAUUUUUCUUUUAAAAUCUUUAGAGGAUGCUGUGACACUGAGUACUUCAAGUUCAUAUGAGGUUCUAGUUCAAGGAAAAAUUAUGUUGGGUUUGAACUAAUGAGCGGAUAUUUUGAUAUGUGCCAUUCUUGCAUAUAUAUCUCAGUCUAAUUAAAGGUCUUGGUGGCAUCUGGGGCCUUUUAGGGAGGUAUUUAAUAAAUGCUUAAUAAAUAACAAACUACCUUUCUGAAUACAAGUCUUUAUAAACAUCCAGUUAACUUCUUCUUUGGUCCUGUGUUCCAAUUUGUCUUAUUCUGCAGUCCUUCUACCAUGAAUAGACCUCCAUUUUACUUAUGCAUGUCCACAUGUCCUCAUUAGCAGGUAGGAGAUAAGACUUGGGACACCAAAACAUAUGUUUCCAUAUUUAUCAGACCAGGGAAAAGCUAUGAAGUUUUGAGGAGGCCAGAUACAAUCCAAUAGGUAAACCAGUGGGCAAACAGCCUCCCUGUCUCCUCGCUGGAUAGGGCAAGGCUUUGUAUCUAGGCCUUAAAGACUUCCUUCAGAAAAGCACCAAUGGGAGGAGAACACUUUACUACUCCAUUUGAAAA